Messenger RNA from Calliphora vicina (urban bluebottle blowfly), 2332 nucleotides. Its product is annotated as sodium-independent sulfate anion transporter-like. The transcript is spliced from 5 exons. Gene Ontology annotation, biological process: transmembrane transport. Bases 195 to 2213 code for a protein of 672 amino acids. Gene Ontology annotation, molecular function: sulfate transmembrane transporter activity. Gene Ontology annotation, cellular component: plasma membrane. NCBI's taxonomy places the organism in Eukaryota, Metazoa, Arthropoda, Insecta, Diptera, Calliphoridae. The record is from RefSeq and is a predicted model, not a curated record.
AUUUCAGAAAAUUCGAACAAAUGUUAACAAAAACCUUAAACAUCUUACACACUUCAAAUAGACUAUAACUAAACUUAUUAAAGUUAAGACGUUAAGCGCGACACGAAAAAAAAAUCAAAAAUACAAAUGAAUUAAAAAAAUAAUAAUAAUAAAAUAAAUAAUUACAAAUAUACUAACACAUAAAAAUAAAAAUUAUGUCUACUUUGGAAAAUCAUACAGAUUUUCAAAAAACAAACGAAUUACAUACAAAUGUCGAUACGCACUUUAACGGUUCCACCGAAUUUAUAUUAAUAACCGAUCAUCAAACAUUGAAAUCUCGCAGUCGUGAACAAUUAGAUGCGAAAUCGCAUGAUCAUGAAAGUUAUUUGCAGUCAUGUGUGAAAAGUGUUUUUCGCAAGAAAAUUCUUUACAAACGUUUGCCAAUUUUAACAUGGCUGCCGAAAUACAGUGCCGCAGAUGCUAUCGGUGAUCUGAUAGCUGGUAUUACGGUCGGUCUUACCGUAAUACCUCAGGGUUUAGCUUAUUCAAGUGUUGCCGGUCUUCCCACGCAGUUUGGUCUAUAUGGCGCUUUUAUGGGUUGUUUUGUCUACGUCCUACUCGGUACUUGUAAAGAUAGCACAGUGGGUUCUACUGCCAUUGCGUCCCUAUUAACGUAUCAAGUCGCUCGUGGUGUUUGGCAAAGAGCUGUCUUGUUGGCAUUUCUCACCGGUAUUAUUGAAAUAUUAAUGGCAGUAUUUCGAUUAGGAUUUUUGGUGGACUUUGUAUCGGGACCUGUAAGUGCUGGUUUUACUAGUGCUGUUGCAUUAAUUGUUUCUACGUCGCAAGUGAAAAACAUAUUGGGUGUGAAAAGUGAAGGUGGCUCAUUUCUGCAACGAUGGAUUAGUAUGAUAAAUGAUAUAGAAAAUGUACGCGUGAACGAUGCCAUCUUGGGCUGUUGUUGUGUUAUAAUUCUAAUCAUUUUAAGGGCGAUUGGACGUGUUAAAAUAGGACCCAAAGAAGCCGAUGAACAAAAAUGGCAUCAUAAGGUGAUUAAUAAAUGCUUUUGGUUUUUGGGUGUUAUGCGCAAUGCUACGCUAGUGAUAGUGUGUGCUGUUGCCAGCAUGUAUUUGGAGUCACAAGGAAAGCAUUAUUUCCGUUUGACUGGUAAUGUACCGGAAGGUUUACCCACCCCAGCUCUGCCACCAUUUUCAAUUGAAGGUCGACCAGGCAAUUCCACCUUGGGCAUAGAACCAAUACAAGGAGAAAGUUUCCUGGAUAUGAUAAAUAAUUUGGGUUAUGGUUUGAUAAUUGUGCCCAUGAUAGCAUUGUUGGAAAAUAUUUCAGUUUGUAAGGCAUUUGCUAAGGGAAAACCCAUUGAUGCUACUCAAGAACUCUUCGCUAUUGGUGUGGCUAAUGUGGCCAAUUCAUUUUUCCAAGGAUAUCGUGGUAAUAGUGGCUUGGCACGUUCGGCUGUUAAUAAUGCCAGUGGUGUAAGAACUCCUUUGGCCAAUUUGUACAUUGGUUUAGUGGUGAUGCUGGCUUUAAUGUACUUAACAAAGUAUUUCUAUUUUAUUCCUCUAACGGUUUUGGGCGCCAUUAUUAUUUCAGCCGUUAUAUUCCAACUGCAAUAUCAUGUCAUAAAACCAAUGUGGCGCAGUAAAAGAUCCGAUUUAAUACCUGGCGUAGUUGCCUUUAUAGCUUGUUUAGUCUUGCCUUUGGAAAUCGGUAUAUUAAUAGCCAUUGGCGUCAAUUUGCUGUUUAUACUUUAUCAUUCAGCUAGACCUAAGGUUUCAUUGGAAACAAUUGAGACUACGGAAGGCAUUAGGUUCCUUAAAUUAACACCUGAUCGUUGCUUGAUCUUUCCCUCAGUCGAAUUUGUGCGCAAUUUAAUUUUGAAAUCGGGUGCCAAAACAUCUUUACCCGUCGUCGUCGAUUGUACUUAUGUUUAUGGCGCUGACUACACCGCUGCCAAAGUAAUUUGUUCAAUGAUUCAAGAUUUUAAACUUCGUAAUCAGAAAAUAAUCUUCUUCAAUUUAAAACCGAGUGUUGUGCACAUUUUCGAGGGCUUAAAUUGUAAGCUGAGCUUGUGCUACAACGUCGAUUGUCUGAUGCAAGAGUUGAGAAAAGCCACAGGUGUAGCAGCGCCAGCUAUAACGACAAUGCAGCUAGCUAAUGAUAAUAAUAGUACGGCAAGUACUAUAACAUUAACAAAGUUUCAAAUAAACAAUUCUUAGUAGUCGUAGUAGUAGUUUUGAAUAAAAUAGGUUUUGAAAAGAAAUUGAUAUUUAACGACAUUUUAGUAAUAAAUUAUUUAAACAAAGUUGACUUUGAUUAGAAAUCAUGAUUUGUAAUA